AUGACGGUAAUCACGAAAGCGAUCACCGAGAAGAAGGCGUCCGACAAAAUGGAGCAGCCAUUGUUUGUGGAGGAAAACGCGGCGGAGGGUAAGAAAGCUGAUCCCGAAGCAGCGUAUGCAAAAGUCAGUGAAGUCCCGAACAGCCGUUUUAUCGCUUCUAGAAGAUACCGAAUCAUCCAUCGUAUACAUAUGCAUAUAACAUUUUUGCUCUUUCUCCUCGCGCUGUUGAUACUGCUUAUCGGCAUGAUCGGUGGGCUGUACAUCUACAAACAGUAUGCGAGGACUCAGAUGCGCAGAUUCCGUACUGGCUGGUACAGCAUUCCGUACGACAGCUCGAAUAAAGCGUCCUACGGCAACAAUGUGGUUCAUCAGGGACUGUUGGCCGACUCCGACCUGUUCGCCAAAAGUCUCACCAGAGCCAUGGAGCAGGAUGCGCUAGAUAUCGCGAGACACAUAGAUCAUGACAUCAAUAACUUCUUCAAGGAGAGAUUUGAGAUUGAUCUUGAGAACGAGCAUUAUGAGAAGAUUGACGUGCCUGAUUUCCGCGGUGGACGCCAGGGCCGCUUUAUACACGAUUUCAACAUUAAUAAGACGGGUAUCAUAGAUAUUGACGGUCAGUGUUGCUUUGUCAUGCCACUGAAUCGUCAGCGCGUACUGCCACCUCGUAACAUGUAUGAUCUCCUUAGAAAAAUGUACAACGGUUAUUACGAAGUGGACACUGCAGUCGUACGUGAAACCAUGAAAGUAAUCACACCGCCAAUUACCGACAUGUCGCUCGUCGGGACGUACAUAGCGCGCGAAUGCCAAGACUUGCCUACCUAUAUGCUGCAGAAAGUAAAUUCUUCUAGUGUUGUUAAACGCAGCGCAUCGCAGAGCGGAGUGUUCGGGCAAUUCGCCGGUAAUAGUAUUAUGGAAGUCGAUAUCGUAAACUUAGAGGACUUCGAAUGAAACUGCGAGAAAUAAUUGAGCAGUGGGAAUUUCAAUUAUUCUAGAAUAUUACAACCACCAGUAGAUCAGUGUAUAAAAAUUAUAAGCUGUCCAGGGCAAAUAGGUAAAUAUUAUGUCGAGUUUAGAAUUGUUACUUUGCAUUUAUAGGGCAUCAAUAUUAAUUUCUCGCUCUCGGCGUUUUCCUAAAUCAUAUUUCAGAUAUACUCCCGCAUUUUUAUCGAAAUUGUCAUUAUAAGUCCUUCCAUUUUCUAUUAAUUUUAGAUAUUAUAACAUAUGAUACAAGCACGAUUUGUUAUUAUUCAUCUGAAGUAUACAGUACAUCAGGAGAAACUCCUUUAUAAUAUCGUGAGAGGCUAAACGAUUGAAUCACUAUAAAAAAAUGUAAGAAUUCUCAGCAAGAUGGUGUAUUGUCCGCAGGUUCUUAUAGGAAAAUUAAUAUUUCUUCCAUAUCCUUGUGGUAUAUUAUUCAAACAGAUAGCAAAUGCGGUGUUACAUGCCAUAGUAAUAAAAUGUUUAUUAUUAAGGAUUCUGGCACACAGCUUGUUGACUAUAUUUAUGAAUGUCUGCGUUAAUAAUCGAUGAAACUAGUAGAAUAGCCAUGCACGUGCUAAGUGGUUGCGCUUACGACGCAGUUUUAUGAUACGUUAUUAUUAGUGAGCUCUAGAUACGUUUAUUUGUGAAUUUUGUUUAGAAAAUCUAUCGCUUGCGUCACGGGCAGUACUUGAGAACACAGUGAGAUUGAGAUAUAAAACAAGAAUUAUCAAUAUCGCAAAAUUGAAAAUAAUUUUGGAAAUGUGUUUCAAUAAGAAAUAUAUUUGUUUUACUGGUUUUACAAUUGCGAUUAAUAUGUAAAACACGUUAAACAUUCAUAAGAUUACUGUGACUACAUAAAUAUUUUUACAAAACGUUUGGAUUGAAAAACACAGGAGUUACAUAGAGUACUGAUCCACGAGAGAAGUCUUGGUGUGUUUGAACAUUCCAUAUAAGACUUGCUUAUCUCUUCUGCAUUUCUAAUCAUGAAAAGUUACGUGCUUUAGUAAAUAUUAAUAAUGCAGUAUUUUAAAUCAUAUCGUAUUUUAAAUAUAUGUUUUACGUAUCAGUUCAUCGUCAAGUUAUUACGCAUAAAAGCUGGAACUGAGAACCAGAACUGGAAUAGGUAAGAAUCGCGAUCGACUGAAUGCAAUUUUGCCAUUAGUCUACUUUGGUGCAUUGUCACACACAUGCAGAGAGAAGCCGUUUUUUUUUUAAAUAUUAUAAACUUUUUUUUUAACAUUUUAUUACAUAUACGUACGGCAUUAAGUGUCAGCAGACGUAUCUAGGUACUCGGAUAUUCAUUACUUUUAAAUGCUACGUGUUAUAGAUGUAUCUAAUACUAACAUUUAUGAAGUGAGAGUCUCUGGGUUUUUUCAAUUUACAGAAUACUUUAUAAUAAAAAUAACUCGCGAGUAAAAAUUGAUUUCAAACAGUAUAUCAGAAAGAAAUAGAAUUCUAGUCUGUUUCGUGUGAUGAAUUAUUAUUAUAUAUAAUUGAUAUCGAAAUUAAGUUGGCAAACUGAAGACGCAUUGUUGCAAAAUCAUUUUCAUCUAUAAAUUAUUGAGAUAGUUAUUAACGAACAAUUAGAUAUAAUAUACGAAUAAAGAUACUGUGUUUGUUGUAUUUCCGAAUGGAUUAGAAAAGUUAAACUCUUUAAUACCCACAUAAAAAAAAAAAAAAACAUCAACCGACAUAAAGGAAAUAUGUGCUUAUUAAUAUAUGCAUGGAUCACAUUAUGGACCGAGUGCCUAAACAUUUAUAAUCCAUUCCGUAUUAGUUACGUGCUCUUGCUUGUAUAUUAUCGAGUCCAAUAAACGAACAUGCAAAUGUAUAAAUAUGCGGCGCGUACACGCCGUUUUAAAUGUCCGUAGACAUGUAGAUUAAACACUGGUGGCAAUAAAUAGUACAUUAGUUAGUUCCACCAUUUUUCCAGAUGGGGAUGGAAAUGCAGAAUAUCUUGUUAAUUAGCUUCCGUUAAUUCCACGGCGAUGCGUAAUUUUGUCUGCGCAUUUGAAACUUUAUUAUAGAACUGUUACGCGAUUCUCUCUGUCACGUUUCGUGUGAUUGUAGUUAAGUUCCUAUAUAGUCAUUUCUAUCUCCGUGAGUUUGAGAAGUUUCCUUAGCUUUACAGCGUUAAAAAACCAAAUUUGUAAAACUGUACGCGAAUUAAUUGUAAAAGUCUGACGAGAAAAUAAACGAUACAUAUGAAUGUCAGUA
Molecule: messenger RNA, 3198 nt
Organism: Temnothorax curvispinosus
Lineage: Eukaryota; Metazoa; Arthropoda; Insecta; Hymenoptera; Formicidae
Product: integral membrane protein 2C
Exons: 5
Coding region: 1-948 (315 amino acids)
Biological process (GO): negative regulation of amyloid precursor protein biosynthetic process
Cellular component (GO): Golgi apparatus; plasma membrane; extracellular exosome
Molecular function (GO): amyloid-beta binding
Source: RefSeq, a predicted model, not a curated record